Molecule: messenger RNA, 1960 nt
Organism: Eutrema salsugineum
Lineage: Eukaryota; Viridiplantae; Streptophyta; Magnoliopsida; Brassicales; Brassicaceae
Product: ultraviolet-B receptor UVR8
Exons: 11
Coding region: 217-1635 (472 amino acids)
Source: RefSeq, a predicted model, not a curated record
ACGUGGCAUCCGAUGUGGCACUCUCUAAACUCCCGUAAUUGAUUCUCACUCAUUUUUUCUUUCCUCACUGAGUCAACUCGUUCUCUUUCGUUUUCCGUUUCUCGAUUCGGUCUCGUUCUCUGUUGUCUGUGAAGACGGAGAAACGCUCUGAAUUUGUUUCUGGUGUUGAUAUAUUUGUGCGUGUGUUAUCGGCUUGGUUUUGGAGUAAUCUCUGCCAUGAAUGGGAAUAUUGGAAAAGUUCCGAUUGGGGAACGUAAAGCGAGUGUUGUUUACAUGUCCGGUUACCUACCAGGAGCUGCGCCGGAGAAAUCACCGAUUCUCUCUCCUGUUCCCGUGCGGUUACCGGAGGCUUUUCACGGCGGAGAUUCUUGGAAAGAUGUAUGUGGCGGCGGUUGUGGAUUCGCUAUGGCUAUUUCAGAUAAUGGGAAGCUUAUAACUUGGGGGUCUUCUGAUGAUGAAGGACAGUGCUACGUGGCUUCUGGAAAGCAUGGGGAAACUCCAGAGCCGUUUCCUCUCCCCACGGAGGCUCCAGUCAUACAGGCUUCUGCAGGAUGGGCACAUUGUGCAGUUGUCACAGAGAGUGGUGAAGCAUUUACUUGGGGUUGGAAGGAGUGCAUUCCAUCUAGGGAUAUUGGUGGAAAGCAGCAGAGUGGAUCGAGUGAGCAAGCGAGUCCACUGUUCCAAGGUUCAAAUUCAUCCAGCGGUACGACAUUACAGAAUGAGAACAGAAAGGUUGGAGAGGAACCGGUGAAGCGGAGACGGGUUUCAACAGCCAAAGAUGAAACGGAAGGCAUUACAUCUGGAGAGGACUUCUUUGCUACAACACCUUCACUUGUGAGUGUUGGCCUUGGAGUGAGGAUCACAAGUGUUGCUACUGGUGGUCGGCAUACUCUGGCAUUGUCAGAUAUAGGACAGGUUUGGGGUUGGGGAUAUGGAGGCGAAGGGCAAUUAGGAUUGGGUUCCCGGAUCAAAAUGGUGUCUUCUCCUCAUCUAAUACCUUUCCUUGAAUCACCUGGAUCUGGAAUAGAACGAUCUUUCAUAUUACAUCAAGGGACAGCAACCACGUCUACUCAAGUAUCAAGAGUUCCUGGUCAGUAUAUAAAGGCGAUUUCUUGUGGAGGGCGUCAUAGUGCGGCAAUUACAGUUGCAGAUGCUGGAGGGUUAAUAACUUUUGGCUGGGGACUAUAUGGACAGUGUGGCCAUGGAAACACAAAUGACCAGUUAAAGCCCAUGGCUGUGUCAGCAGUGCAGAAUAUUCGGAUGGAGAGCGUAGCAGCUGGAUUGUGGCAUACUAUUUGCAUCUCUAGUGAUGGUAAAGUGUUUGCCUUCGGUGGAAACCAAUUUGGGCAACUGGGAACAGGCACUGAUCAUGCUGAGACGAUACCGAGGUUGCUGGAUGGCCAGAACUUGGAGAACAGACAUGCGAGAGUAGUUAGUUGCGGAGCGCGGCAUAGUGCGGUUUUGGCAGAAGAUGGCCAGUUGCUAUGCUGGGGAUGGAACAAAUACGGACAGCUUGGUCUAGGGGACACGAUUGACCGGGACAUUCCUACACAAGUCCAGCUCGAUGGCUGCAGACUGAGAAAAGUGGCGUGUGGAUGGUGGCAUACGUUACUACUAGCUGACUCACCCACUUGAGAACCUCAAUACGCACAUUUUCGGGGUUUCGACUUGUGAAGGAGAUGCUUAUAGGUUUGACAAAAGCUGUACAUACAGGCUUUUUGCUGUAUGUAUUUCUUCUUCAAUCUUUCCCUGUCUUCAUUGUUUUCUUUUUUUUUUUUUUGGGACAAAGCUUUGACUUUGCAUUUUGUCACAUGGGGAAAUUGGGGAACAUAAGAAUAAAACUGGUUGGUAUGAAAUAAUCACAAAUGAAUCAGUUGGAUUUUUUUUUCAAGGAUCAGGUCAUGUUACAGCGUUCGCCAGUUCUAUUCACUUGUAUAAUCAGGAAAAGUUAAAAUCGUUU